AUGGACCUCAAUGCCUUCGCUGUCGCGAUGCCGCCGCUUCACAAGUCUUUCAUUACUGCAAGAACCACACGUAGCACCCCCAACAAUUGGCCUCGUGAACUAGAUUCUCGGACUAGGCUACAUGCUCUGGGCAUGGCCGGCCUUGCUAUCCAGGCCAUCACCUUCACCAUUGUUGGGAUCUCGUGGAUUUCUAGAAUCAAUCUCUUUCGUGAUGCUUUAACGAGGCUUCCUUUCUGGCUCACCGUCACUGAUUGGUUAAAGCUGGUAUGGUGGGCAGCGGAGGAUGAUCUGGUGUUGACUGCAGUCCAGGCAGGCCUAUUUUUCAAGGCACGUCGCAAGGCACGGCUGCAGACCGGAGGCGAGACGGAGCCCUUACUCAGAGACCAUGAUGAGGAUAGUUAG
This is a messenger RNA of Aspergillus pseudotamarii, 402 nucleotides long. RefSeq lists its product as uncharacterized. The transcript has 2 exons. Bases 1 to 402 code for a protein of 133 amino acids. The record is from RefSeq and is a predicted model, not a curated record. Lineage: Eukaryota; Fungi; Ascomycota; Eurotiomycetes; Eurotiales; Aspergillaceae.